Messenger RNA from Parasteatoda tepidariorum (common house spider), 1136 nucleotides. RefSeq lists its product as uncharacterized. Lineage: Eukaryota; Metazoa; Arthropoda; Arachnida; Araneae; Theridiidae. The record is from RefSeq and is a predicted model, not a curated record.
CUAAUGAGUAUCCAGUGAUUACUGCUGCUGAAAUUAAAAUGUCUGGCAAUGACUUAACUAAAACUUUGCAUUCUUUGGGAAUUAAACUUUCAGAUGAUGUGCCAACAGAUCACCAACUGUAUAAAGCAAAUGAAAUUUCAGUGCUAUUAGGAAAUGAUGUUUACUGGAAAAUUGUUACUGGGAAAAUCGAACGAAUUAAUGAAGCAUUAGAUGCUGUAGAGACUAGAUUAGGAUGGUGUAUUCAAAGUUCCGUUAUGAGUUUUGAUUUACGAUCAAUGACUGUUAGUUCAAAUUUAUGUUUAGAUGAAGAGCUAUCUAAUAAUAUUAAAUCUUUCUGGGAAAUAGAAUCGUUAGGAAUAGCACUGGUCUUAGAUGAAAAAGAAGAUAUAAAAGCACUUUCUUUAUUUGAACAAUCUAUUCGCAAAAGAGAUGGCCGUUAUGAAGAAGAAAUAAUAGAAAAAUCAGAAAAUAAUACCUUUAACUCAAAGAAAACUUAUUAUGUUCCUCAUCGGGCUGUAAUUAGAGAAGAUCAUUCCACAACAAAACUGUGUGUAGUCUAUGAUGCUUCAACUAGAGAAAAAGGUCAUCAUUCUUUGAAUGAUUGUUUAUUGCCAGGACCUAACUUAGUUCCUGAUUUACUGAUAGUUUUAUUGAAUUUUCGUAAAGGUGAAAUUGCUGCAAUUGCCGACAUUCAAAAGGCUUUUUUACAAAUUUCAAUUGCACCAGAAGAUCGUGAUGCCUUAAGAUUUUUAUGGAUUUCAGAAGACGCUAAGUUUCCCAAUACAAAAUUUGAAAUUUACAGAAUGACUCGUGUGAUGUUUGGAGCAACAUCAAGCCCCUUUUUACUAGCAGCAACUAUGCGUCAUCACUUGAAGAAAUUUCAAAACAUCUAUCCCAUGACAACUAAGCUGUUAAAUUCUUGUAUGUAUGUUGAUGAUCUUGUGUAUUCAACGAAUUCUGUAGAGGAAGCAUCGCAAGUACAGGAAGAAGCAACCCUAAUAUUUAAGCAGGCCUCCAUGAACCUCGUGAAGUGGAAAUCCAACUCAAGAAUUUUGAACAACAAAAUAUAUGGCUCAGAAGUUCAAGCUGAUGGAAGCGAAGAAGUUCUUGAAGAAGUAAAAGUUCUUGGAUUGUAG